Trematomus bernacchii (emerald rockcod) is the source of this 3682-nucleotide messenger RNA. RefSeq lists its product as uncharacterized. Gene Ontology annotation, molecular function: phosphatidylinositol binding. The record is from RefSeq and is a predicted model, not a curated record. NCBI's taxonomy places the organism in Eukaryota, Metazoa, Chordata, Actinopteri, Perciformes, Nototheniidae. Bases 184 to 2232 code for a protein of 682 amino acids. The transcript has 15 exons. Gene Ontology annotation, cellular component: early endosome membrane; intracellular membrane-bounded organelle.
CAUUCACUGAGUUGAUCUCUUAUCUAUAGCGGGCAGCAUCAGGUAAAAAAAAGUUAUUUAGCCUUCCCAAACCUGAGCCUCACGCGCCGCCUAUGAUUGUCUCUUAUUUUAACUUCCUCCUGGACGCGAGAACAACGAGCAAAAAUCAACACCAGCAGAAAGAGCCUCUUGUAGGAGAAGAACAUGUAUUUAUGGCGCUUCUCCAUCGCCAUAACCCUGGGCUUGGUGUGGUAUUUUUCAUGCGGUCGCUCGGUGACUCAGUACAUUUUGUGUAUCUUCUUUUGUUUUUCUUCUUCACUUUUAUUCGAAAACAGUGGAAGAGAGAGCAGCACUCAGACUGAUGAAGAGACAGUGGAACAUCCAUUCCAGGAAGCUGCUGAGGGACAGUUGUUUGGUGAUUUAUGUGACUUUGCAAAAAGCAGCGUGCAUGCUGAACCUCUGGAGUCUCAGUAUCCACAUGUGAAGAAGUCUCUACAGCAAGUGUUCGAAUGUGCCUACGCCCAGCUGGUCCUGCCUUGGUACGGCGUUCCUGAGCAGCGCGAGCAGCAGCCUCUGCACAAGGUGCUCAGCGGAGAGUUCAACUUUGUAAUAGACCGGAUCAUCGACAGAGCCAAAGACUUUGAUGUCUGCCAGGCGGUCGUGGCCUCUGUUCCUAUUCUGACCCAGCACUUACAUAAUGCCAAGCAGGCUGACAGGGAACUCUUGUUCAGCUCCAGAGCAGAGGAGAUCGCAGUCCUCCGGGUGUUUUCUGAUGCUCUAGUACGUAACCUUUUCCCAAAACCUCUCUGGGGCCAUGAAGUCAACCGCUGUGCCUUAUAUGAGAUUGUUGCCUUAAAGGGGCUGGGCCUGCUGGUGACAUGGCUGUCGGACCCCGACAACCUGAACCAGAUGGUGGUGAACCAGCUGGACCGUGUGACUCCCAAAGCCAACAAGUUAAAAGAAGGAUGGUCUAAAUUUGUGGACAAGGUAAAAUCUAAGAAGGCCAAAAAGAAGAAGAUGGAGCGGAGGGUCUUGGCGCCCAACGAGGACGAAGUCGACGGCAGAGAGUGCUCGCUCCACAGCCCGCACGACUCUGACAGGGAGGACAGUGAUCUGGAGACGAGCGUCCAAGAGGACAUGAUGAUCAGGUUGUUGUAUGAGAUGUGGCGCGCUGGCAGCUGGGCUGUCAGCAUCCCUCAUGCUGAGUGGGAUGGCGAGGAGCUAAUCUUCACCUUUCACCUGGAGGAGAAGGGCAGCCCGGAGAACCUGCAGUGGGACAUCAAGAAGACAUACAUGGAUGUCAUAUACUUCCGCAACAGAUGGCAGGACUCGACCAGCCUGCCCACGAUCCUGCUGCUGCAGAAGUGGGAGGUCAACGCUGAGGUCAAAGAAGAAGCCAGAGUAUCAGUGGAGCACUUUCUGCAGGCGUUAGUUUCUGCUAAUCUGAUCAGCCAAACUCAACCAGUUUUUCAGUUCCUGUGCCCACUCGACAAGCUGCUGAACGAGGAGGAACAUUACGGAGGCGUGUGGGGCCUCCUGAGCGGCCUGGCUUACUUCCUGACUCCAGGUCAGGAGGAAGAGGAGAGCUCCAGCCCACAGACAGAAGCCCCCAAAGACAUCAUAACACCGUUUUUGCAUCCAGAAUCAACAGCUCUGCCUUCAGAAACCGCUGCUGCCUCUACUGAGGAGGGCAGUGAUGUUCCUGAUGGUGUUAUCACUUCUCCACGAAGGGAGAACCUCCAGGGUCAGAAGAGCCAAGUCAACUUGGAGCAGCUGGAAGCGACCGAAGCCAUAUUUGAUCUGCUGAAGGAAAUAUCUGGAAACUCCAUCCGAGUGAAGUUUGUUGCCUUUUCGAAACGUUGUGGGCCCUUCUUGAAAUGGAUAGUGAACUCUUUCCUGGACAAGAUGAACCCAACAGAAUUGCAGAUGGCGGGUUAUAUCGACACACUGCGGAACAAUCAGUGGCCAGAAAUCAAACCUGCAGCACCUCAUCAUGCUCGCAGCGAGGAGGAGAAGAGCGAGACGAGGGACCGGGCGCACGGCCUGAUCAACGCCAGAUAUUACUACAUUAAUCUAAUCCCGAAGAAGGACAUGGAGGCUGUUUUUAAUCUUUUCCAGGACAGAGAGGGAAACCAAACGCUGGUAUAUAUGCUCCUGUCAUACCUGAUGAGGAAAUUUCUUCCCAACGAUGUGAGCGUCGCUGCCCUCCAGAAAGUGACCACCUCCCCCCUGCUGAUCUGUGAAUUCCCCUGAAUAUCUGUGACCAUUUCUGUAUCAAUGUCGAACAUUCCUCUCUGCUGUUUUUACCUCAAACGUACUGUAAACAGUUUUGUGUUUAUCCUUUUGGUUUUUAUUUUUGAACAGUAAGUAAUUAACCCUGACUUUAAUCUUUGUGAAAUCAGAGACAUUCUUUAUGGGAUCAAGCUUUACACAUUUUGCUUUUAUUGUAAAACUCACAGGAGAAAGUAAGAAUUACACCCUUCAAAGUUAAAGUUGAAUUACAUAUUAGAAAGUAUUUUGUGUCACUUUGAGCACUUGUUUUUUGGUGAGAGUGUUUGUUUUCUGAUUAAGUUUUAUAUAAUAGAAGAUGCCACGAUUACCUUUAUCUGUCAGUGGACAGUGCCACUACCAAAGGAAACUGUUGAUGUUGUUGAAGAAAGGAAGAAAAUGGAACAAUGUACUUAAUUAUAUAAAGCUUAAAUAUGCUAAAAACUGUGUUAAAACUCUGAAUGUCAUAGUCAUGUAUCGUAUAGUUUUAACGGUUUAGCAAUAUAAACAGGAUGUAUAACACAAAUCCUUAAAAACAUAGGUACUCAUAAACAUAGAUAUAUAUAAACACUAGAUGACUCACCCGCGCUGCUGGCCAAUGGAGACCGACGUUGCCACAUGGCGGCCAUCUUGCCACAGGCUCGCUCAUUCAUAACAUUAUGUCUAUGGUGCACUAUUGAAAUAACCGUAGAUUGCUCAAUUUUCAACCAAUUUUCAAACGGUUUGGUUUGUUAUAAACAUCAAAGAUGUAGUUAUGAUACUGCAUACUUAUAAUUAUAAUCAUGAACUUUUUUUUCAACAUGUCUUGUUGUCUCCUGUAUCAUAGCCAUGCUAAUAACGUUUAUAAUAAACCAAACCGUUUGUAGAUCAGUCAAGAUUUCAGCGAGUUAAGAGUAUUUUUGUGCAGAUCACUCACCUUACAACAGCUGUAGCAGUAGUUGUUGACUGUGGCAAGAUGGCCGCCGGUGAGCUACGCUGGCGACUCCCCCUUGAGCCAUCUAGUGUUUAUAUAUAUCUAUGCUCAUAAAGACCUAUAGUACGCACUUCCCCUUUCGAGGAGAACAUCUGUUAUGUAUUUCCUCGCUGGAAGUGAACAGUUAACCACAGCAACGAAGAAGGACAUCUCUAAACGCACCAGCUUGCACGCAAAGCAUGUGACGAACCACGUGUCAAACCAUGUGACAAGCCGCGGGAAAGAAGAGGAUAAAAGAAGACUGAAGAACAUCGGAGAGCAGUUCCUCUUUGAACCCAGUUCGAACUUGAACUCUCCAGCUUGUUUAGAAAGCCACGGAAGACGAUCGAAUACUUACUCAUAGUGAGGCAAAAAUCUCGGAUAUAAUAUGUAUCUGGGCAAAACGCAUUUCAUUUUUUAUUGAUGUGUGGUGUUAUAACUUGUGAAACUUUAAUAAAACUGUUCCCCGAGACAUUAUAUUCA